Messenger RNA from Carica papaya (papaya), 2344 nucleotides. RefSeq names its product myb domain protein 3r-5 (gene MYB3R-5). Gene Ontology annotation, molecular function: RNA polymerase II cis-regulatory region sequence-specific DNA binding; DNA-binding transcription factor activity, RNA polymerase II-specific. Gene Ontology annotation, cellular component: nucleus. Gene Ontology annotation, biological process: regulation of DNA-templated transcription. NCBI's taxonomy places the organism in Eukaryota, Viridiplantae, Streptophyta, Magnoliopsida, Brassicales, Caricaceae. The record is from RefSeq and is a predicted model, not a curated record.
CGGGCAAAGGAUUUUUCGAAACAAAGCAAGUGCUUUCUGUUUCCACAGAGAGACGUUUCAAUUCUUUCUCACUCCAAAAGGGAUUUUCUUCGUUCGAUGAGCUCCAGUUUGAUUCCCGCCAGUUCUUUUCAGGAUGAGUUCUUCUUGAUUAGGAUUUUGAGUUUUGGAGAUGAUUGUAGAAGCAGAUGGCUGAGUUAAAGGUCGAGGAGUGUUGUCUUGAGAAUAAACAAUUAACAACAGCAUCCAGCUCUUCUAUAUCUGAAGGCAGUGGAAGUGCCAUACUUAAGUCUCCGGCAAUUUCUAGCCCUGCAGCAACAUCACCUACUCAUCGGAGAACCACCGGCCCUAUUAGGCGUGCGAAAGGUGGCUGGACUCCGCAGGAGGAUGAGACAUUGAGAAAUGCUGUUGCAGCUUUUAAGGGAAAGAGCUGGAAAAAGAUAGCUGAGUUCUUUCCUGAUAGAUCAGAAGUGCAGUGUCUGCAUCGAUGGCAGAAGGUUCUCAAUCCAGAUCUUGUUAAAGGACCUUGGACUCAAGAGGAGGAUGAUAAAAUCAUUGAACUGGUGGCAAGAUAUGGACCCACAAAAUGGUCUGUCAUUGCAAAGUCUUUGCCUGGUCGAAUUGGAAAACAAUGCAGAGAGAGGUGGCACAAUCAUUUGAAUCCUGAUAUUAAAAAAGACGCAUGGACUUUGGAUGAAGAAUUAGCUCUUAUGAAUGCUCAUCGGGUGCAUGGGAACAAAUGGGCUGAAAUCGCCAAGGUCUUACCUGGAAGAACUGAUAACUCGAUAAAAAAUCACUGGAAUAGUUCCUUGAAGAAAAAAUUAGAUUUCUACUUGGCUACUGGGAAACUGCCGCCAGUUGCAAAGAAUGGCCUUCAAAAUGGCACCAAAGAUACAAAUAGAUCUACUGUAACUAAAAAAUUACUUGCUUCCUCAAAUAAAGAUUCAGAUUCAGCUGCACAAACAUCAUCAGGAACUACAGACAUAUGUAAACUAGACGAAGAUGGUAAGGAUCAUAUUGAUUCUUUGGCACCCAAACAAGAUGCGGCUGUUUCAUCUAGUGGUCUUCCAAAUGAGUCAGGUGAUUCUGAAAAUGUAGAAUGUAGGCCACAGUUGUCUAAUGCAGGUACUACCUGCAGUAACUUAGAGUCAGUGCCAAAGUUUGAGAAUCAUGGAACCAGCUCAGAAAUUGUUGAAGAUACAGAUACUGGGAGGCAAUUGCAGUUUGGAACUCCGACAUAUGGCUCUUUAUACUAUGAGCCACCCCAGUUUGAAAAUUGUAUUCCAUCAGAUAUAGAUCUCUUUUGUACGUGUGGUGUAAGCCAUGACUGUAGUUCUGGCCCCAAUAUCUCACCUAUUUGUUUCUUCACUCCACCUUGUGUGAAGGACAGUGCUCGAGGUAUGCAAAGUCCCGAAUCUAUAUUAAAAAUUGCUGCCAAGACCUUCCCUAAUACUCCUUCCAUAUUCCGAAAGAGAAAAAUAGUUUCUCAAGGGCAUCAAAUCAUUAACAAAGUUGAGAAAGUGGAUGCGGAAAUGGUCAAGGGCAGGCCUCACGCAUCCAACAAACACGAAAGAGCUGAGAACAGUUCUGAGAAGUCCCUGUUCGAAAAUGAGAGUUUGUGCAGCAGUCCUGCUUUUAGAGAAAAUGAUGUCGCUGGACCUACUAGCAAGGCUUUUAAUGUGUCUCCUCCAUACCGGUUAAGGUCCAAAAGAACUGCUGUCUUUAAGUCCGUAGAGAGACAACUUGAGUUCAGUUCCAAGAAGGAGAAAUCUGAUGUGAAUAUCAGAUCCUCAGAUUUAUCAGUGAACAGAAGUUCUGCUGUAAGUGAAGAUUGUUCCCAUACAACAAAGUUGGGAAGUGACCUUGGACAUAAACUGGAUAAGGCAGGAGAUAUGCUUGAAGUUGGGUGAUUGCUUUUUUACGGCGCCUGAGUCUGUUACUUUAUAGAGGUAUUCAAAGGAUAUAUAUAAGAUUUUGGUUAAUGGCAAUUGCCAUUUUGGACUUCUUAUGUGAUAGCUCAAGCAUAUCUUAACAUUAUGGACUCUUGUGAAGGAAAACUCAAGAGGCAAUUAGUAGGGUAUUGACAAGAUUAUUCUGUACAGAAGAACAUCCUUGUAAGAGAAGAAAUUCAAAUUCCUCUACGGCUGACAGAAAUACAUGGCAUUGUAUGUUGAGAAAUUUAGUUGGUCCUUUGGGUAGGAUUUUCACUUCACUAAAAUUUAUUUCGCUGCAGUUAAAUAUAUAGUUAUAUAUAAUCAAUGAUAUAUUUUCUAUUGAUUUCUUUUGUAAAUUAUCUAGAUUUGUUAUUUUCUUUUCUGAGAAAAAUUUACUUGGAUUCUUCAGCCUA